AUUAACACUAAAUCGCUAGCCAACAGAAAUGAGUUCCUCAGCUCUACUUGUAUUCGUCCUUCCAAUUUUCAUACACCUUCUCACCACUCCAAACCUUGCCCAGCUUCAAGACUGCACCGGAAGCGCUGAGUUCUGCUGGAACUGUUCCGGCAGUGGCAACUACAGCAGAAAUAGCACCUACAAAAAAAACCUACAGAAACUCUUACUCUCCAUCUCCUCAUCCAUCCCCGACCAGGCCGAUUACUCGUUUUACAAUGCUUCCUUGGGGCAAGACCCCGACAAAGUCAAUGCGAUCGGUCUGUGCAGAGGAGGCCUUGAGUUAAACGAUUGCCAAAAAUGCUUAAACGAGACUAGUUACAUGCUGUUGGAGAGUUGUCCUAAUCGGAAGGAGGCAAUCUUGUGGGGAGAGCGUUGUAUGGUCCGGUACUCUAGCAACUCCAUAUUUUCCAUCAGAAAGGACGAGCCCAUUAAGUUGUUGUCGAGCCCGAAUGAAGCGGCGGAUGCAGAAAAGUUUAAGGAAGCGUUAAAGCCUCUGCUUGACGACCUCAUCACUAAGGCUGCAUCCGCUGUUCAAAAGUAUGCGAAAGGCAGCGCAAAGGUGUCAAACUCGGAACCAAUAUACGCACUUGUCCAGUGCACUCCCGAUUUGAGCCAGAAGGAAUGCAACGAUUGCCUACAAGACUCGAGCUUAAAGAUUCCAGAAUGUUGUGAUGGAAAGAAUGGCGGGAGAAUUCUCAAACCCAGCUGCAAUCUAAGGUAUGAAUCAAGCAGAUUUUACGACUCUAACGGCCCUCAACAAAACGGGUUAUGCACGCAGGCGGCAGAGUUCUGUUGGUACUGUUAUAACGUUAGCAACGACACCAGUAUUGCUACCUUUGAGAAAAAUCUCAGAAAUGCUCUCUCCUCUUUCUCUUCUAAUGCUAGUAACCGAACAGAUUACGGGUUUUACAAUUCUUCUUCGGGAGAAAACUCCAACAUAGUUAAUGCAAUCGCGCUAUGUAGAGGAGAUCUUUCACCAGAAAUUUGUCGGAGUUGCGUUUACAACUCUAGCGAAAGGCUAUUGGGGCGUUGCCAGAACCGAAGGGAGGCGAUCCUAUGGGACGAGCUUUGUAUGGUACGGUUUUCCAACAAAUCUAUAUUCUCUUUGAGGCAAGAUGACCCGAGGAUGUAUGUGCCGAGCCCAAAUGCUGCGUGGGAUCCAAAUCUGUUCAGGAUUACCCUUAAACCAUUGUUGGAUAACUUGAUAAGUAAAGCUGCAUCUGGCGAUUCACUAAAGAAGUAUGCAUCAGGCGAAUCUACCAUUCCGGGAUACGAAACAAUUUACGCGACAACGCAGUGCACUCCUGAUUUGGACACGCAACAGUGUAACGGUUGCCUACAAGAGGCAAGCUUGUUCAUUCCACAGCAAUUUUCUGGAAAGCAAGGGGCAAGGAUUCUUAAACCAAGUUGUAAUUUGAGGUACGAAGUGUCACAAUUCUUUGUGCCUACUGCCGAUGCCCCAAUGACGUCUCCUAAGUCCUCUAAAGGAAAGAGUAAGACAACACAUACUCUUGUUGCAGCUGUUAUUCCUACAGUUAUCGUGUUGAUACUUAUCAUCAGCACAUACAUUUUUCUAAAGAUAAGGAAGCCACUAAGUAGAAAACCCGGAACUUCCGACGAAAUUAGCUGGGCGGAAUCUUUGCAGUAUGACUUCGAAACCAUAAGAGAGGCAACAGACAACUUCUCCGACGACAACAAGCUUGGACAAGGAGGAUUUGGAGUCGUUUACCGGGGUAGGUUUUCCAAUGGAAAAGACAUUGCAGUGAAGAGGCUGAUAAUGGAUUCUGACCAUCCUGGACAAGGAGAUCUAGAAUUUAAGAACGAGGUCCCAUUGGUUGCAAGGCUUGGACACCGGAUAGUCAACCUCAUAGGUGUUUGCUUGGAGAAAAAUGAAAGAUUACUUGUCUAUGAGUUUGUGCAAAACUCAAGUCUUGAUCGCUUUAUAUUUGAUCCAAUUGAGCGUGAAAAUUUAAAUUGGGACGGACGCUUCAAGAUCAUAAUAGGCAUUGCUCGAGGGCUCCUCUACCUUCAUGAAGAAUCCCAUCUCAAAAUUGUUCACCGUGAUCUCAAAGCUGGUAACAUCUUGUUGGAUGCAGAAAUGAAUCCAAAAAUUGCUGAUUUUGGCACAGCAAGACUACUUGCUUGUGAUCAAAGUAACGAAAGAACAAGGCGAAUUGUUGGGACCUUUGGAUAUAUGGCUCCGGAAUAUGCUAGACAUGGACAAUUUUCAAUUAAGUCUGAUGUCUUUAGUUUCAGCGUUUUGGUUAUGGAGAUUGUGUGUGGAUAA
Messenger RNA from Morus notabilis, 2326 nucleotides. Its product is annotated as cysteine-rich receptor-like protein kinase 27. Gene Ontology annotation, molecular function: ATP binding; protein kinase activity. Gene Ontology annotation, biological process: protein phosphorylation. The record is from RefSeq and is a predicted model, not a curated record. Lineage: Eukaryota; Viridiplantae; Streptophyta; Magnoliopsida; Rosales; Moraceae.